AUGGAACAUCUGAAAUUGAAUCAACGGUCAUCCGUAGAAAAUGCCGAAAAUGCUGCUAAAGAAGAAGCUGAACCAACAGCAGUAUCGGAGCUUCGAAAGUGGCUUCAAACGAUGAGUGAAAAGCUUUCUGUAAUGGAAGAUAAAUUUACGAAAGCAACACUUGCCCGCAAAGAACUGGAUCGUUUGGCUGCUGACCAACAGAUUCUCCAGUUACAAAUCGAAAUAGAUGGCCAUACGUUAGUGAAUAACGUUCAACGAGCUGUUAACAGGAAUUUGGAGGUAAACGAAAGAGGAGCCGAUCGUUGGAUUCAACGACGACAACGACAUUUAAAAACAUUGACAAAACGUUGGUAUCAUCUGUGGAUUCGAUCUUUAUCAGUACAAUGUCGAAUUGAAUAUCAGUUGGAUCAUCUUCAUUCUGUAUGUUUUAUUGAUUUAAAUUUCAAUCAAAUUGCUGGUAGCGAUUGCCGGUGGCUUGAAAAAUGA
Molecule: messenger RNA, 486 nt
Organism: Cercopithifilaria johnstoni
Lineage: Eukaryota; Metazoa; Nematoda; Chromadorea; Rhabditida; Onchocercidae
Source: the annotation of a GenBank genome assembly